Messenger RNA from Closterium sp. Naga37s-1, 657 nucleotides. NCBI's taxonomy places the organism in Eukaryota, Viridiplantae, Streptophyta, Zygnematophyceae, Desmidiales, Closteriaceae. The record is from the annotation of a GenBank genome assembly.
AUGUUUAAAAAGUACGCUCCCGUCUUAUUCUCCAACGAUGAGGUAGCAGGGCAGAAUCAGCUCAAAGCAUCUGUUCAGCGCAAAAUUCGGCAAUCCAUAGCCGAGGAGUACCCAUCUCUGGACUCAGUCUUGGAGGACCUGCUACCAAAAAAGUCUCCCAUUGUGAUUGCCAAAUGCCCCAACCACGUGAGUAUCGUGGUCAUGAAUAAUGUUCCCCUCUUCUUCAAUGUGAGGGACGGUCCCUUCAUGCCCACGCUCCGCCUGCUGCAUCAAUACCCAGACAUGAUGCGCAAGAUGCAGGUGGAUAGGGGCGCGAUCAAGUUCGUGAUGUCAGGGGCCAACAUCAUGUGCCCGGGUCUCACCUCCCCUGGGGGGAAGAUGGACGACGGCAUUCCUACUGACUCCCCCGUGGCCAUAUUCGCCGAGGGCAAGGAGAACGCUCUCGCGAUUGGAUACACCAAGAUGUCGUCAGAUGACAUGCCGCCUCAUGACCCCUCUCUGGUAUUCCUCUGCAAGGUCUUUUUCUCCUUUAUUCAAUUGCUCCCCUACAUCUGCAUCAAGGGCGUAGGCAUCAACCACUCACCUCAUCCCAUGUGCUCUCCAUUCAUCCCUCUCUCCAAUGCCUCUUCUCCAGUCGCAAGAUCAACAAGGGCAUAG